UUUUUUUUUUUGGGGGGGGGGGGGGGGCAUGGCAGAGCUGCAGAGAUCUUCACAAACAUUUAGGAGGUCUGGUUCAUCAGGUUUGUUCUGCGACCAGAACCAGAGGGGCCAUGUGGCAACUGGGGAUACAGGGGAGGACAGCUUAGAGGUCAAGAAGCUAAGGCACUCCCGUAGUGUUGGUGGAAUGCUGCAGCAGAGUUGGAAUGGUGAUGACAAAGAGCACAGCAGGUUCAACGAUGGCAACCAGGCCUUCAGUUCUCGACUUGUCCUGCCUGCUCUGGAUCCACCUUCACCCAAGGUCUCACGCUGCAUAUUCUGCGGGAUUUUCAGGAAGGAAGAGCCCUCACGCACAUCCAAACCCAAUCCCAGAAGGAUGUCAAGAUCAUGGUCAUCUGAUCAGCAAAGUUAUCCUGGUUGGAGUCUGAUUACUGCAAGUGAUUCUAUCACUUGUAUGUACUGUUGCAACUGUGAGGCUAUGGCCUUAGGGCUUCACAGGCGCUCAAGUUUCUCUCGUGUUAAAAAAGUUACAAUUUCCUGGCAUCUGAAAAUGCUAUUCUUAGUGCCUGGACAACGGACCUGGAUCCUGUGCAGUUACUACUGCUACUGUAAGUUAUGCAGUCUCUCCAUCUGAACCAUCGAAGAGGCCAACAAUGGUUAAGA
Molecule: messenger RNA, 660 nt
Organism: Panicum virgatum (switchgrass)
Lineage: Eukaryota; Viridiplantae; Streptophyta; Magnoliopsida; Poales; Poaceae
Exons: 2
Coding region: 29-631 (200 amino acids)
Source: RefSeq, a predicted model, not a curated record